AUGGCGGGUGUCGGCCGGGUCAAGUUCUUGGCUAUAGCCAUGGUCUUCCACUUGAUUUACAUAUACUCCAUCUUCGACAUCUACUUCGUCAGCCCCAUCGUUAGUGGGAUGCGCCUCUUCCAGCCGGAUAGGCCUGCGGGAGUGAAGGCGCCCGCGGAUCGCCUCGUUCUGUUCGUCGGUGACGGACUACGCGCCGACAAGUCUUUCCAGACUUUCCCUGAACCGUACCCGAAGACCGACGAAGACCUGACGCCACGCCAUCUUGCGCCCUACUUGCGCUCUCGUGUACUCGAACAUGGCACUUUCGGCGUGUCCCACACCAGGGUGCCUACCGAGUCUCGCCCCGGCCAUGUUGCGCUGAUAGCAGGGCUAUACGAGGACGUUUCGGCUGUCGCGACAGGCUGGAAAUUGAACCCUGUCAAUUUCGACAGUGUUUUCAACAGAAGUAGACAUACCUGGAGCUGGGGCAGCCCUGAUAUUCUUCCCAUGUUCGAGCAUGGUGCAACUCCGGGUACGAUCGACGCAUACUGUUACGAUGCCGACUUUGAAGACUUCUCCCUAGAUGCCUUCCAUCUGGAUCUCUGGGUCUUUGACCAUGUGAAAGAAAUGUUUGCUGCCGCCGAGAACAAUAAGACAUUGAACGACGCUCUGAGACAGGAUAAGAUUGUGUUCUUCCUCCAUCUACUUGGACUCGACACUGCUGGGCAUGGAUUCCGACCAUAUUCGAAAGAGUACUUGAAUAACAUCAAAGUCGUUGACGAUGGGGUCAGAGAGAUUACCGAUUUGAUACAGAAAUUCUAUGCCGAUGACAGGACAGCUUUUGUUUUCACUGCGGAUCAUGGCAUGAGUGACUGGGGAAGCCAUGGAGAUGGGCAUCCAGACAAUACGAGGACACCGCUAAUAGCCUGGGGUUCUGGGGUUGCGAAACCCGUAGUGCACCCAGACGCGGUAGCGCCCGGCCACGACCAUUACUCUUCGGAUUGGGAUCUCGACCAAGUUCAAAGACACGAUGUGCAACAAGCCGAUGUCGCCGCACUCAUGGCUUACUUGUUGGGUGUCGAAUUUCCAGCCAAUUCCGUUGGCGAACUUCCGCUAUCAUAUCUGUCCGCGGAUAUCAAAGAAAAAGCCAAGGCAUCUAUGCUAAAUGCCCAAGAGAUACUGGAGAUGUAUCGGGUAAAGGAAAUAAGUAAGAAGAAAGGAGAACUGAGAUAUCAGCCUUACAAACCACUGAGCGAAAACAACGGCGUCCUCGCGGAGAACCGACUUUCUUCAAUCAAGGAUCUGAUCGACAGUGGGAAUUUUGAGGAGGCCAUUGAAGAAUCUGCGGCGCUCAUGAGGAUCGGUUUAGAGGGGAUGCGCUACCUUCAGACCUACGACUGGCUCUUCUUAAGGGCUCUCAUCACGAUCGGGUAUCUCGGGUGGAUUGCCUUUGCUCUUACAACCGUGAUUGACCUGCACGUUGUACAAGGCACAGCACAGCCAUCCCGAUCGAUACCCGGUGUCGUUUUCUUUUCCUCUGCUCUUGCCGUACUAUAUGCAUCUUUCAUCAUAUCUCACUCUCCCCUUACCUAUUACGCCUAUGCAUUCUUCCCAGUCGUCUUCUGGGAGGAGGUGUUUGCUCGCAGAGAGAGCUUAAUCAAAGGAAGGCAGGUGUUGUUCGGACACAUUAAAACAGGGACCAAUAUCUUGUCGCUUGGUCUAAGUGUCAUUAUAUAUGUUGGCAUCAUCAACUCACUGGCACUUGGAUAUAUCUAUCGCGAGAUCCUGACUGUCUUGUUCAUCAUUGGGGCAUUCUUCCCGUUGGCACUCGGCACAUCUUUCCUUCAGAAGCAUGUUGUCCUUGCGGCCACUUGGCUUGCGUCGUGUUUCAUGAUGAGUACUUUCACCUUAUUACCAGCCAACAAGGUUGAGAACAUACCAUUGAUUAUGCUCGGCGGUACGCUCAUGGUGACUGUCAGCCUCCUUUACCUUAUCUUUGAGGAGAAACUACUCACCGACUUCUCCGGCUCAACAAAACCACGUCCACCUCGGAAAAACAACCAGAUUUCGAGGGCGUUGAUUGGCGUCCAAAUCGGGCUUAUCAUUCUUGCGAUGCUUGUUACACGCUCCAGCGCGUUGUCGUUGCAAGCAAAACUUGGCCUACCACGCGGUAACCAGGUUGUUGGAUGGCUAGUCAUGGUUGUGUCAUUACUGAUGCCGCUCGCCCAUCGAUUUCAACCGAACAACCACUAUCUCCAGAGGCUUCUGGUGAUCUUCUUGACCUUCGCGCCAACUUUCGUCAUUCUCACUAUAUCUUACGAAGGUCUCUUCUACUUGACUUUCUGUCUAACACUCGUCACAUGGGUCCGACUGGAGCACCACGGGUACGUGUACUCACAGGAGGCUGCGGAGAAGCCUAAUCAACCGGACUCCAUUGCGGAGACAGCUGUCGAGGUGGUGACCUCGCAGUUUCGCCCGCUGGGUCUCUCAGACGCGCGCGUGGCCCUGUUCUUCUUCGUGCUCCUCCAAUCCGCGUUCUUCAGCACGGGCAACAUCGCGUCGAUCUCGGCAUUCAGCCUGGAGAGCGUGAUGCGGCUCAUGCCGAUCUUCGACCCCUUCUCGCAGGGCGCGCUCCUGCUAAUAAAACUGAUGAUCCCGUUUGCGCUCAUCUCGGCCAACCUGGGGAUCCUGAACCGGCGCAUCGGCGUGGCGCCGUCGGCGCUGUUCAUGGUGGCCAUGGCCAUGAGCGACAUCCUGACGCUGUACUUCUUCUGGGUCGUCAAGGACGAGGGGUCGUGGCUGGAGAUAGGAUCGACCAUCACGCACUUCGCCAUCGCCAGCAUGCUGUGCGUCUUCGUGGCGGCGCUGGAGGGCGUGAGUGGUUUGUUUAUUGGUGGUGUGGAGGUGGACGGCUCUCCUGAGAAGACGGCCAAGGGCAAGGCUGAGGUUGAGGGGGGCCGGAAGACGAAUGGAGCGGCGCCGUUGGAGGCUCCGGCUGGGGAGGUUAAUGGUGAGACGAAGAGGGAGGAGCCGGUGCCUGAUAUUGGCGGGCAGUAG
This is a messenger RNA of Anthostomella pinea, 3036 nucleotides long. Lineage: Eukaryota; Fungi; Ascomycota; Sordariomycetes; Xylariales; Xylariaceae. The record is from the annotation of a GenBank genome assembly.